Molecule: messenger RNA, 984 nt
Organism: Chaetomium globosum CBS 148.51
Lineage: Eukaryota; Fungi; Ascomycota; Sordariomycetes; Sordariales; Chaetomiaceae
Exons: 2
Coding region: 1-984 (327 amino acids)
Biological process (GO): protein geranylgeranylation
Cellular component (GO): Rab-protein geranylgeranyltransferase complex
Molecular function (GO): Rab geranylgeranyltransferase activity
Source: RefSeq, a predicted model, not a curated record
AUGUCGCAAACCUUAAAUCAGCUCCCGGAGGAACCCCAGCUGGCCGCGCCGGCUCACGUCAAAUACAUCCAAAGUUUGGAUUCGAGGAAAGAUGAAUAUGACUACUGGCUGACUGAGCAUCUCCGACUCAACGGGUUGUAUUGGGGACUGACAGCCUUGCACCUCCUUGGUCAACCCGACGCCCUCCCACGCGCUGAGACCAUCGAUUUUGUGCUCUCAUGUCAGCACGAGAAUGGCGGCUUUGGCGCCGCGCCCGGUCAUGAUGCCCACAUGCUCUCUACCGUCAGCGCGGUGCAGAUCCUUGCCACAGUCGACGCCUUUGACGAGCUCGAAACGCGAGGGAAGGGCAAGGCACAGGUGGGGCAGUAUAUCGCCAAUCUCCAGAACCGUGAGACGGGUACAUUCGCCGGCGACGAGUGGGGGGAGGAAGACACCCGGUUCCUCUACGGCGCUUUCAAUGCGCUGUCGCUCCUCGGCCUUCUCAACCUCGUCGAUGUUGAAAAGGCAGUCAACCAUAUCGCGGCAUGUGCCAAUUUUGACGGUGGAUAUGGCGUGAGCCCAGGUGCCGAGUCCCAUUCGGGACAGAUAUUUACAUGCGUCGCCGCCUUGACGAUCGCCGGCAGACAGGACCUCGUGGACAAGGAGCGGCUUGGUCGGUGGCUGAGCGAAAGGCAGAUUGCCGGCGGCGGCCUCAACGGCCGACCGGAGAAAAAAGAGGAUGUCUGCUACAGCUGGUGGGUCCUAAGCAGCUUGGAAAUGAUUGGCAAGACACACUGGAUCGAUAAGGACCAGCUCGUCGCCUUUAUCCUACGCUGCCAGGACCCCGAGCGAGGCGGCAUUGCAGACAGACCCGGUGACAUGGUCGAUGUGUGGCACACUGUUUUCGGCCUUGCGGGGCUGAGCUUGCUCCAAUAUCCCGGUCUACAGCCCGUCGACGAGGUUUACUGCAUGCCUAAGUCAACGACUAGGCGGGUGUUGGGCUGA